AGUUUCUUUCCAGGAAGCGAAAUGGUUGACAGACGUCUUUGAAUGGACCCUUGAAAUCUUAAUAUCUUUCUUUGGCCGAGCCUACGAUUUACAGUUCACUAUAAUACUAAUAAUCCAAUCUUCUUCACAAUAAUCUGCAGAAAGGAUUUAACUGAUUCGUACAGUGAACUUAAUUGGUGAAAGUGUGAUAAACAUACCUUCCACUGGUCAAAUUUAUCAACAGAAGUACAAAGUUUUUUGGUCAUGGUAUCUACCGCCAGGCGCACAGUGACUUGGUUCGCGUGUGUAAUCGUCGCGGGACUCGCCCUCUCCGGCCUUGUUUACAUCACCAUCGAUACUCUACGAAAUGACGGUACAACGUUGAGAACUGUUGGUACGCUCGAGUGAUCGAAAGCGGUACGAAGUACGUCAGCGCUUUUUUUCUCAUAAUGUGCGUCAUGAUCUCCGUUGCAAUGGCAAAUAACACGGGAAAGUUGAAGGAAGAUGAAAAGCAGCAACUGUACGAGGCUUAUGCUCGGGUGAUUCUUCCUCCAUCUUUUGACGACCUCAGCUUAAGGUCCUUACGUAGGGCUUCUUCGGUAGAAAGUGCGCCUCCUCCUUACGAGUCCUUGCAAAUCUCACACACGCCACAAUUGGAAGGAAGAGAAGGAAUGGUUCCGGACCUCACUGAAGACCAUCCCAGGCAAAAUUCAAGCCUAAGUCAAGAUGGAAUCGAUAAUCGGACUUCACCAGCUCUGUCAUCUUUGUCAUUUCCUGAAAUUGUCUGCGGCUCAUCUGAGGAGGUCAAGAAUUUCUCGGGUGUUGACCAAAUCCACAAAUUUACCCCACAAGCUGCUGUGGAUAAAUAAAAGAAUUUCGGAAAAGCUGUAGCGUCUCCGAUGAUUAAAACUCGCUCGGCUACUGACAGGAACGAGCAGUUAACUGGAAGUAAUUUAAAUAACUGACACUAAUUAAAAUAUUUCUUUACAACUGUAGUGGCCACGUUUCGGGCUUCCAGGAACCAUGUUGGUUUGAAUAUCGAAUAAAUUUUUUUGACCUAUGGCAUAAAAAACUCAGCAAAUCUUUCAGCCACCGUGUAGCGUAACUCACUGAGUAGCCUAACCCAAAGAGUAUCUUGAGCCCCUGGGGGAUGACGAUUUAUACAAACAUCUAGGGGACUAAUUGCGUUCCCCGGGCUACCCGAGCUAUUGUUGAAUAAAAAAGAUAUUGAGAAUUUAAGAAUAUCUCUGAGUUAUCAUUGACAGCAUUGACGAACUUCUUUCGCUUCUUAAAGCUAAUUAGAAUAAAUUAUGCAUUCUUGAAUGAUGAUACGAAGCUGAUGAUGAUUUUUUGUGCCAUAGAGCUGAAUUUUAAAUCUAAUGACGAUAAUUAUGUACCGAAUUUAACUUUGAUAUCCUCGUUAAUUCAAUCUAAUUGAAUGGAACUUUUUCCAUUCGUACAUUUGACCUGAGUUCUGCAUUAUUUAUUUAGCAUUGCACGUUUUUUUAAACUCCCUACCUCUGAAAUACGUUAAGCAUUAUUCUAUGGCUGAUUACUUUCCUGAAGAAUUUCAGAGUAUAUAUAUUUGAUUAAACGGGUACCGAACGUGGACAGCAUGAGCGUCAAGAGUAAAAUUCGUAAAGGUUUCCUAAGUUUUCUUACAGCGGCUACCAUUGCCUUCGCAAUUUAUCUUGUCGUUGACGUCGUCAUGCACCCUGGCACGAAAGAGGAACCCAGGAAUAUCCGUUGGGUGCUCCUCGCGUUCUGUUAUUGCUCUACUUGUGUGUACCUGCUGUUCCUGGUUCCUACAUACGUUCCUCGAUACCUUGAUGACGCCCCACCUCCCAAGAAAAUUCCGGACGAAAGAGAACGACAGCGUGCUCUAGCCGCGGCCGAUGUUGAAACCAGCACUGAACAACUCUCUUCGCCCAGUGAACCUCGCACUCCUACUGAAACGAAAGAUCAGGAGGAAGAUGCGCUAAUCUCAGAGAAUUGCUCUGGUAGUGCGCUCGAUGAAGCUCGCAGUACGGAUGGAGCAGCUGCUGCACUUGGUAGCGUCGAAGAAUUAGCAUCGUUUUCUAGUCAAGAUACACUUUCAAGAGAUAGGAGGUCGAGAUUUAAAAAGGGCCAGACCUGGCCACGAAGCCGUAAUAAUGGCUGGAACGAUAUAGCUGAUGUCUCUGCUUUAGAGGAAGGACUUGUAGGCCCAGAGCACAUGAAAAUCGACAACUUUUUGAACAGGAUCGAUGAAGAAAAGAAGCGGGCGAAUGAACAACGUCGCACUGACAAAUCUCGUAGUAGAAAUUCAUCAGCUAGUAGAGACAGUACAACAUCUACUACGGAUAGUUCAAGUUAUCCUAUAGCCGAUGAGUCCAACCCACGAAGGAACCGUCCUCCUCCUCCACCAAAACUAAACCCUGACGAGGAAGUGAGUUUAGUACCAUGGGGGGCUACUGGGGCGAGGCCGAAAACUACUCGAAGAGGGAGAAAGCAUCAUUGAUUUUACUGAGAAGUCUCGAAUCAUCAACCCACUCAAUAUUAUGAAUGUCAUGUUCACUUUGGACUAGAUUCAAUCUCUUUAAUGAGUAGCCUGAAAAAGUGGCAAUUUUAAGAAAAGAUAUAUAUUUUUUGCAUGAAGCUUUACUUCAUUUUUAACAAAAGAAAGUUUAAGGUUUUCAAUGAAUCAAACCUUAGUUUCUGUGAAGAAAAGUAAAAUCUGUGGUAUAUAAAAAAAUUCACAUUCUUUGCACAGAUUUAGCCUCUUGUAGCUGUCCAUUUUAGUUGUGAGACGAGAUUUUAAAAAAAUAUUCCGGCCUUUUUAAAAGAUUUCAUCAACAAGGUCGUUAAUAGCACCUAAUAAAACAUAAAUUUCAGUCGACUUUGAAUUGCAAUUCAGCUCCGACUAUUGCCGGUUCGUCAGGUGUUACUUUCGGCAACCUAAAUAUAUAUUAUUUUAUGGACCUUAUCCA
Messenger RNA from Hyalella azteca, 2948 nucleotides. RefSeq lists its product as uncharacterized. Lineage: Eukaryota; Metazoa; Arthropoda; Malacostraca; Amphipoda; Hyalellidae. The coding region runs from base 1595 to 2479 and encodes 294 amino acids. The record is from RefSeq and is a predicted model, not a curated record. The transcript has 3 exons.